AUGACUUGCUCAAUAGCCCUCAGGCAUGGGCUGAACCCCAGAUAUGGCUCGACGAGGCGCCCGGCUUUUUCUGCCCGCCGAAAUACCCCAGACGCGGACUUGCCCGCUUGUCCGUUUGGUGUUGAUUUGUUUUCCGGUUUGGGCAAUCCUUAUGGCAACAAUAACAACCACCACCACCACCACCACCACGACAAUAUCAACACCAUUGACCCUGAUAGUGACAUUGAGUUUGACACUGAGCUAGACAGCACCACUACUUGCUCCUCUUCAAGCCGUGCAGUGGUUGAGGGUGUCCGUACUGCGCGCUUGUCAUACGCUGAGAUGUCCUCCCAACAAUAUUUCCCGGGCUUUGGAAAUGCUGCGCCAGAUCAAACUGCUCCUGACCCUGCAUUGGUCCCAUACGCCCUGAAUGUUCCCAUUCGGCACACGCCUCAGCACCAGCCCACCGUUAUCCAUCAGGACAACUCCAGACAGCCUCAGAGCAGCAAGGUCUCAUUUUUGCGCUGGCGCAGAGCCAGCAAAAAUAGCAGCUCUGGGAGUUCCAGUUAUGACCUUGAUAGGCUGGUGGAUGAUCCCGAGUACCCGUUCAACCUAGAGGCCGCCGAAUCUUCACAGAGAUCACCAUCCAAAUUGCAAUGCAAAUCGCCACCGAAGACUCCUGUGAAAGGCAGUAUUCAUAAGAAGCUCUGGGGAAGUGAUGGUUUACUUGGCAACCCGUUGGCUGGGGCUGCUCAAGGCAAUGUCCCUGCAACCUCGACACCGGAAUCUCCUACAACAGCCCUUCGAGCACCCCGAUCAGUGAGCUUCGCAACGCUGCAAUCGAACAUUCCAGGACCGGGCAUGAGCCCAACUGGCUCUCCUACUCGACAGGAGACGGCCCUUAGCCCCGGACAGCAGACCUCUCCUCUGCUGCAAUCUCCAAGCGGCAAGUCGCCAUUAGGAGGGAAAUCUACUGGGAUAUUUCGAGGCCUCAGCCAGAGGGUCAUGCGCCGUAUCUCGGAUGCCAAUCCAAUCGAAUUUCCCACAGCUCCACAAACCCCCAGGCGAGCCCUGGCUGUGACACUGAGUCCCAAGAUUCAGGCGCGACUUUACCUCGAUCUCGAAAUGAUGGUAUGCGGCUGUGCGAACCAAUUCCUCAUCAAGCAGUACCGUGACGGCCGAUUGUCUCAAAGCUCCAUCAAUAAAGUGCACGCGAAGGUCCGACACCAGAUCAUGGAGUUCAGCUAUCCUCAGGAGCUGCAAUGCGAGCUUGUUCAGGACAACCGCCGCAGCCUGGACUUUGAGGGCCUUUGUGCCUGCAAUCCUGUCCACCUUGAAUCUACUCUGCGAAACUGGAGAUCCAUUGCAAAAGAGAUGAGCUCUCGCUCCUUUUGUCUUCCGGAUGCUGCGGUUCGGAAGCAUCUUAAUGAGAUUUACUGGAUUCUGGAUAUGCUUAACGCCCCAACGGCUACGCUUCGGGAAUUUCAAUCCUUGAACAACAUGGCGCAUGGCACCAUGCUGGGAAGUCCAGGAGACCCUGACACCACUCCAUCCAAACAUUAA
Molecule: messenger RNA, 1542 nt
Organism: Penicillium chermesinum
Lineage: Eukaryota; Fungi; Ascomycota; Eurotiomycetes; Eurotiales; Aspergillaceae
Exons: 2
Coding region: 1-1542 (513 amino acids)
Source: RefSeq, a predicted model, not a curated record